Molecule: messenger RNA, 5694 nt
Organism: Tachysurus vachellii
Lineage: Eukaryota; Metazoa; Chordata; Actinopteri; Siluriformes; Bagridae
Product: dystroglycan 1-like
Exons: 3
Coding region: 274-2886 (870 amino acids)
Biological process (GO): nerve development; muscle attachment; axon guidance
Cellular component (GO): dystrophin-associated glycoprotein complex; dystroglycan complex; basement membrane
Molecular function (GO): calcium ion binding; laminin binding
Source: RefSeq, a predicted model, not a curated record
CAGGACUGCCGCAUCCUUUUUCCCCAAAAAAGGCUGGCAUCUUUAAUAAACCUUCUCCAGUUCUCGUUAUUAAUAGGCGAAAUGGCUUAUGAGGAAGAUAAAAGAAACUGAAGGCUCAGAUAAUAUGAUGAUUCUAUGCUCAUGUGAUAUCAGGAGCCCCUCAAACUCUGAGUACUGGAUGAGGAAUCAAGGACAGAGAAAAGACAGCUGAGUUGAUGGAAGGGAGAAGGAACCAAGCCUUCCUUUAGCCUCAGUGCUAAAAGGGUCAAGAGGAUGAGCCAUCAGGUUUGCAUAAUGCGAAGUGUAUGGGGUCUUCUGCUGCUGUGCCCAAUGUCAUGGACAUCAGAGCCAAUAGUCAUGGAAUUGGAAGCCUCCAUGCACUCCACUCUGCUCUCGGACAUGCAGGCGCCUGUAUCCAGAGUGUCAACAGUGUCAGACUCUGUUGCAGUGGUGGGUCAGAUGUUCAGGAUGAAGAUCCCACUGGUGUCAGAAGACUGUCGUGCUAUAGACAUUUUGUCUGGGAUUGGCAGUGCAGCAUUCCCUGAGUGGCUUUAUUGGGAUAGUCAGCUAUGUCUUCUUCAAGGUCUACCAGUAGAGGGGGAUAAAGGUCUGUAUCGUUUCAGCUUGUCUUCAGAAGCCUUACAAAAUCAUGAUGGGAGUAUACAUAGUCACUUACUUCUCAGUGGAACUAAAUUGAGUAGUAGCUCUUACACUAACAGCUGGCAACCAGAUGUCUUCAUUAUCAAAGUAAACCCAGAAGAAAAACAGGACAUAGAAUCUACACCGUUGGCAGUGCAGACACACUCUAAUGCAACAAAUGUGUGUAUAUGUUCAAGUGGCCAGCCAGCCACUGUGCUAACUAUAAUCCUGGAUGCUGACCUCACAAAGAUGAACUCCAGGGAGCGACUGGUGCUGCUGCAGAAAAUGACUUAUUUUGCUAAUGAGCCACCAGAGCUAAUGCGGGUCAUGCCAGUUAUUAACAACCGUUUUUUUGAUAUGACUGCUUUUAUUGCUGGACCAGGAAACGCAAAGAAGGUGGUGGAGAAUGGUGCACUGUUGUCAUGGAAAUUGGGUUGUGCACUUGACCAAAGCAGCCUGCCUGAUAUUAGUGGGGUCCAGGGGCCAGCAAAAGAUGGUACUAUGUCGACUCUACUGGGCUAUCCAGUGGUUGGCUGGUACAUUGUCAAUAAGAAACCUCAGGUGUUCAAGCGUGUCAGAAGACAGAUCCAUACCACUCCGACUCCUGUGCCUUCCCAGUUUCCACCAACCACUCACUUAGCACCUGCAGAGCGUAUUGUGCCUGCUCCAGCAUCCCCUUUCAUUGCUCUCUCUACAAAUGUGUUAGUAAAUCCUGCUCGUGGUCCUUUGCCCUUACCAGUUAAACCUACAAUCCGUAUGCGGGAUCAUAUAGCUUACACACCUGUUCUUAUUCAACCUCUACCCACUCAAGUCCUGGGCAGUACCAGCACUCUGCCCCUGCAACCAACACUGACUCGCCCUAGUUAUGAGGAGCCAACUGCCUCUGUUACUGUUCCAACCACUCGCAGACCCAAGACCUCCACCUCGAAAAAAGGUAAGAAAGCAAAAAUCACUCCAAUGCCUAGAGAACCAAAAACUACUGAUAUACCAUACAGCAGUCCAGUGACUAACCAAAAGCCUCAGUUACUUAACUCUAUUGGUGAAUUGAAUGUGUGGGUUGGGACAUACUUUGAGUUGAAGAUUCCAGCCAAUACGUUCUUUGAUCAGGAAGAUGGAAACACAGAAAAUUUACGGCUGUUAUUGCAAAUUAAUCUUUAUCAGGCACUGGAUCAGGGCUCUUGGAUACAAUUUAACAGCAGCAGUCAGCUCCUGUAUGGCCUUCCUGACCAGAGCCAUUUUGGCAGACAUGAAUUUCUAAUGAUAGCAAUAGAUAAAGAAAAUUCAAGCACCAUGGAUGCUUUUCAGGUUCACGUAAACAAUUGGCCAGUUGAUGACCAGUCACCAGUUGUGUUUACAGCUCGCUUUCAAGGAGAACCUACAAUGUUGACCAAUGAUAUCAACAAGAAAAUAUUAUUCUGCAAGAAACUUGCCUUUGCACUGGGUGAUCGAAAUAUCAGUUCUGUCAUUCUAAGAAAAAUCUUAAGGGGUUCUAUUCUUGUGGAAUGGACCAAUAGCAGCUUGCCUAAGAAUCCUUGUCCAGAAGAACAGAUUCAUGAGAUGUGUCGCAGGAUUUCAGAUAAUCAAGGUCAUCCUACAUCCAUCUUUUACAGUGCAAUGGAGCCAGAGUUCAGACCCAUUAAUAUUGGGGUUCGUGGUGCCAACAAAUGCCAAAGGUACUCAUUCCUGCCACUAGGAGAUUUCUCCAUUCCUGUAUCAGCAGAGAAUAUUACUGGUCCUCUGCCAUCCACAGUCACACCUUCAUCUAGCUCAGGCUGGCACAGCAGCGAUGAUGUCUACUUACACACAGUUAUCCCUUCUAUAGUGGUGGCUGCCCUGCUGCUCACAGCUGGUUUCAUUGCAAUGGUUUGCUACAGAAAGAAACGGCAUGGAAAAUUGUCUACAGAGGAACAGGCUACCUUCAUCAAAAAGGGUGUUCCUAUUAUUUUUGCAGAUGAGUUGGAGGAUGCUAAAUCUCCACCUUCUUCCAGCAUGCCAUUGAUCUUACGUGAAGAGAAGCCACCUAUGGCUCCUCCCCAUUACCCCAGUUCUGCCUGUGGAGAAGUCCAUCAGAUCCUAGAGGAAUACAUCUCCUUCAAUGAUGAGGAUGAUGAUGAUGAUGAUCCCGAUGAUCCCAGUGCUCCUCCUUAUCAGCCUCCCCCUCCUUUUACAGUUCCUAUAGAGGGCAGAGGUUCUCGACCGAAGAACAUGUCAGCCUACAGGUGUCCACCACCCUAUGUGCCCCCCUAAUUAGAAAAAAAAAUGGCUCAUGGCCAUUUUAAGAAAAGACAUCAUAGUGGAAAUAUGGAAUAUAUUAAGUGACUGGUUUUGUGUGUGUGGACAAAGCCCUUGACUUUAAGGCAUGCUGCAUAAAUGAUGCUCUAAAUGACUCAGCAGUGCAUCAAAUAUACAAAACAUGGUAUUCUACAGGUCCAGACUUUAUAAGACCUUGCCUCAAACUUGCCUCAAACAUUGGGGACUCAUUGGGAAUGUCUGAACCAGUUACUACUGAGCAGUAACUAGCAUCUACUGAUUCAGAAAUAAGGUAAAUCCUAUACUUGCUGACCAUUUUGAAAUUGACAGACUAAAAUGCUCUGCAUAUUCUACUGCCCCUGAGUGUCACACAAUCAGAUCGUCCCCUAAGCAGAGACGAGGCACUGCCUAAACACAUUUGUUGUCUGUAUAGUUGACGUUUCUGAUUUUUUAUAAUGAUAUUUUUUAAUGUCUUUACUUGGCUCAACUCAACAUUUAUAUGGAAUAUUGUUUCUAUGUUCUAUAAAAUAAAAGCAAACCAAUGGUUUUAUCUAUUUGAUCAUAAGCAGCCACAUACUGUAGGUAGACAGACAUUUGUAUAAAUGAUCAUUUCAGUCUAAUGUAGAAUCUCUUCUUGCUCCGUGUAUGCAAUGCAGAUCAAAACCUAUGUUGUCAUUAGAUUUGUUUUUCAAAUCACGGUAUAAAUUAAUUUGCAAAUGGAAGUGCCAGACUCUUUGACAUAAUGUAACCAACAAACUCUUUAAUAACCUAUUUUAGACAGUAGGUGAGUAACAAAUCUGCUGACUUAUUGUAGCUGAACGAUAUCCAAAGUUUUUUCUUACCAUGAAUUCUUCUGUGGUUCUAUUACUAUUAAAUUAUUAUACUAUUAAUGAUAUUUCAGUUGCUACCACAAUUAGCAAAUAGACAGUAUCCUUUUUCUUGUUUGCCCCCUUAUCUACUCUUAUUUUAAGUUUUUCCAUUCUCUUUGUUGUAUUGUGACACUGCAUUAGGUGUUUGUGUAGAAUUGUGUGCUGGCUCCACCUGUGAAAUAAAAUACCAGAACACUAGAACUAGUAGAAUAAAAAAGGGUUUUAUUUUACAAGCAUUUUUUAAAAUAUGCUUAUUAUAUGGUAAAACCAAAAAAAUCCAGUAUGUUAUUGAAUCUGAUUUGACUGGAAUGUGCAUUAGCCUUGUGUUCUUGUGAAAGACUGACCAUUAAAGGAGAUAUGUGUUAGCUAAAAAUACAAGAAUGACAACACCAGACAACUGAAAAAAUUCCGUCCAACGUUUUUGCUACUUUUUUGAUACCUCUGAAAAUUACAUAUAAAAGUUAUAUGGAAUGUGUGAGAACUGAUUAUGAAACGCCAGUAGUGGCAGGCAGGGUUUUCCAAUAAAAAACAGUUUUCAGCAGAAUAACGUGAACAUAAAUGGCAAUGAAUUUUCUUUUAAUACCCUAAAGUUGCAGUUUGUGCCAAAAGCUUUGGCUUUACAACAUUGAUGCUACAUGCAGUGUAUGACUCAGGAUGAACAUAUAAACUAAAAUCAAGCUAAAACAAUAAUCCCACCCCAAAGAUGCAGAGUGGGGUAUUCCUGCAACUGCUAAUAUAAUAAUAAAAUGUAAACGUCACAGUUUUAAAAUUUGAGUGUUUUUGAGUUUGUAUGUAAACAAUAUUAUUCCUCUUAUACCACAGCGAUUUGCCAACCAUUAUCAUUUUUCUUUUAUUAAUAAAGGACACAUUGUACUUUAACAGUUUCCAGUUACAUUUAAUGGGUCUUAUUUAUUAAGCUGGAUACUAAUGGAUUUAUUUGCAAAUUGUUUGUAUGAUUGUUUAGUAAAGAAAUAUAGUAUUCAUGAAAAUCUAGAAAAAAGUUUAUGUAAUACUGAGUGUGUGAAAAUGUUUGCAUUUAUGUGUUGAAAGACUAAAAUCAAUGUCAGAGCUGUAUUGUUAUUGGAAAUUAAUCAACAGCUUCUGAUUCAAGGAGUUAGAAUCGCUGUGGUAUAAAAAUUGUAAUGAACAUACAUUCUCUUUUAAAGAAUGAAAAAAUCAUUAGGCACCGUCCCCACAGUACAUAGCAAUACCCGUUUUUUUUACAAAGAAUCGCUGGCCUAUAUUUACAUUUAUUUUACCCACAGAGCUCUUUACAAUGAAUAUUGUUGAAACAGUCAUUAAGUAAAUGUAAUCUACUGCAGUUGGCAUCCUGCAUUUUGUCUGUAAGAAGCAAUAUUAAUGGAAUGGCACAGAAUAAGCAGUCUGUAAUUAUCUGUUAUAAAAUCAUUAUAAUUAUGAAAUAUAAGAUAAUUAUGAUCGAACAGGAUAUAAAUGUGACUUGGAACAUCGUAUUUGUGCUAGAGAAAAAAAUCGAGGUUGCUUAUGCAGAAAUAACAAGCACGUCAUGACAAUAGAAGGAAGAAAAUGAAAGGAAAAUGUAAAAGCAAUCAUUUAAACAAUGGCAUUUAGAGGUGGACUAUAAGGAGAAUUAAAAUAAGCUACUCUACAAUUUCUUGAAAUGUCUUAACACUAGUUAUGAUUGAACACAGAAAUAACUGAGUAAACCUUCAGUGAAUAAGCAGUGUAUUUGUUAAAGGAUUCCUGGCAUGAGGUACUCAAUUACAGAUGAUCGUGUUUAAAGACAAAGAAUUAUGUUUUUUUUUAACAAUUAAAAAUGUAAAAAUGUAAACUAUUACUUUAUCAAGUAGUUUUUAAGUUUAUAUUGUUUUUGUUCUCUUCACUACAAUAAUUACAAUAAUAGACAAAUAAACAUUUUAUUCACACUACUCACUACUGUUCUUUGUGUCUCUGCCAA